Nelumbo nucifera (sacred lotus) is the source of this 1386-nucleotide messenger RNA. NCBI's taxonomy places the organism in Eukaryota, Viridiplantae, Streptophyta, Magnoliopsida, Proteales, Nelumbonaceae. The record is from RefSeq and is a predicted model, not a curated record.
AUGGUUGCCAACAACGACAGAAAUGGUGAAAGCUUGAGUAAGUUUGUUGGACCGUCUUCUCCUUUCUAUUUGCAUCCAUCAGAUAAUCCUGGAGUUAUUAUCAGUCCGGUGGUCUUGAGAGGAGAUAACUACGAUGAAUGGGCAAAGGCGAUGAGAACUGUCUUCCAUGCCAAAAACAAAAUCGGUUUCAUCGAAGGCAAGGUCACGAAGCCAGAAAACGAAGCUCCGGAGAUCGAUCUCUGGUGGAGUGUGAAUUCGAUGUUGGUGGCUUGGGUUUUCAAUACUGUCGAUCCAUCACUACGUUCAACUAUCACGUAUAUGGAGACGGUCAAAGAACUUUGGGAUGAUCUGAAGGAACGAUUCUCAAUCGACAAUGGACCCCAGAUUUAUCAGAUUAAAUCCGAGCUUGCUAACUGCAAGCAACAUGGACAGACAGUGGUUGCAUAUUACGGAAAAUUGAAGGCAAUGUGGGACGAAUUAGGAAGCUACUCUAAGGUACCCAUAUGUACAUGCGGGUGCAGGUGUGGAGCGGCAGCCGAACUGGUUAAAGAAAGAGAAGAAGAGAAAAUCCACCAAUUUCUGAUGGGUUUGGACGAUGAUAUAUUUGGAACUGUGUGUUCUAACAUAUUGAGUAUGGAGCCAAUUCCAAAUAUGAAUAAAGUUUACUCAAUGAUCAUACAAGAAGAUCGACAUCGAUCGUUGGCACGAGGUAAGGAGGAACAACCAGAUGUAGCACAAGCCUCGCAGACAUCGCGAGACAAUAAAGCUGCUUCAAAAGACAAAACAAUUGUGUGUAACAAUUGUGGUCGAUUUGGCCAUGAAGCAAAGAGUUGCUUCCAAUUAAUUGGAUACCCUGAUUGGUGGGGAGACAAACCCCGCGGUACAUUGACCGGACGUGGAGCAGGACGAGGAAAAGGGGGUGGGCGUGGCCGAGGUAUGGCAAAGCCUCAUGCUGCUCAGUCAUCAGCAGGGCGUGAGGUGGCUGCUAAUGCAGCUGUGACUGACGGAGACCGAACCGGACUGAGCGAGCUUAAUGACGAGGCGUCACAUCACUUGACAGGAAAUUUAAAUGUGCUCAUCGACACCUAUGAUGUUGCACCUUGUCCUGUUAGGUUACCCAACGGUGCGCACGCCGAGGCCGUGAAAGAAGGCACUGUUGAACUUGGAAAUAAUUUUAAAUUGCUACACGACCGCAUCUCAAGGACUUUGAUUAGUGCGGGUGAACAACUUGAUGGGGUCUAUGUCUUCAAGGGUGUGGCGCCGGUUCAUGCUUACAUGACAGAUGGAAUUGGGUCAUGCGAUUUGCGGCAUCGGAGAUUGGAACACCCUUCUUAUCAGAUGAGUACCUGCAUCUUGUGGUGCUGCAUAUUUUUUGACAAUUGUUGA